CAACUGUCACUUCAAUCGUUAAUCCCAUAGUAACCAUGGUCACACACUUUUACCCCUUGUUGUGGGUCGGGCUUCAUCUGAUGUAGCGGUGGUCGCGUUCAAUAUUUAAAGUUAUAACCCGUUUCUUCCUUCCCUCCAUCUGGUCUGGCCCCCUUCCUUUUUUGCUUUCAAUUUUUUAUCAUUUUACGACUUCAAUAUGCUGGGACAUAUGAGGAUAGCUUUCGUUCUUACCGCUGCUGCGACUUUUGUCAUUUCCAGUGUCCAAUCAUUUACUCUAAGUCAAGGAUGCCAGAGCUCGCUCGAGGGAUUGUUGACAUCACCCGAUGCUGCCUGUUUAAACCCCUCCGCUAUACUGUCCUUUGUCGUUGGCAGUAAUUCGGGAUCUAUUCCGUCAACAGUCAACACCUGGCUCACGGGCAUCUGUUCCUCCGGAUCCUGCACUAAUCAGUCUCUCUCAAAUGUGGUGACUAACCUCACCUCCGGCUGCAGCUCCGAACUUUCCAGCCUGGGCAUCACCACAUCUUCUAUCCAAAGCGAAGUAAUUUCCAUAGCUCAAGAAGUUUACCCCACCGUUCGUGAAAUUGCUUGUUUGAAAGAUGACACAUCCAAUCAGUUAUGCGCUGUGGAAACGUUGAACAAUCUACAGAGCGUUGUCGGCCAAUUGAACGUUACUGAUCUGAGUGUCUUGAACUUGUUCACAGACGCGGAGACGUUAUUCGCUAAUGGUGUACAGAAUGUCGCGUGCACAGAUUGCAUGAAGGAGAGCUUUUCGAUUGCAAAAGCCAAUUUCCCGAGCCUUGUGUCACAAGCUGAGCCCGAUGCACAAGCUCUAUGUGGAGCAUCUUUCCUUGAUGGAAAUCUGCCCAGCACCGUUUCUCAGUCAGCUAAUGAUGCCGUAUUUUCAAGUACCUCAUCAUCAUCAAAUAGCAAUGCAGGCUCCAGGGUAUCCUAUGCUGCUUUUGCUCCAGCAGUCACGCUCCUUGGUGGUAUUUUUGUAGUUUUUGCCUUCCUGGGUUAGUUUCUGCUGCGUUAGCAUGGACAAUGUCAGUAGCUCACGCUCAAAGAGAUGGAGAUCAUUGCACGAAGGACUAUCAAUAUUAUUUACUUUCCAUUUCGGAAGAUACCCUUUGCUUACUGCUUAUAGCUAAUGUCGGACACAAAUUGUUUUUGUUCAUAGCACAUCAUCGAAUAAAAGCACAAUUCAUCAUGUGUCACAAGACUAGAGUGCUAUUUAGCAACAGAGAAGGUCGUCAGUAUCAUGUCGUCGUCGAUUUAUCGUAAAAGGUCAU
Lentinula edodes (shiitake mushroom) is the source of this 1289-nucleotide messenger RNA. RefSeq lists its product as uncharacterized. Lineage: Eukaryota; Fungi; Basidiomycota; Agaricomycetes; Agaricales; Omphalotaceae. The transcript has 5 exons. The record is from RefSeq and is a predicted model, not a curated record. Bases 197 to 1018 code for a protein of 273 amino acids.